Solenopsis invicta (red fire ant) is the source of this 3209-nucleotide messenger RNA. RefSeq lists its product as uncharacterized. The transcript has 8 exons. Gene Ontology annotation, molecular function: receptor ligand activity. Bases 319 to 1410 code for a protein of 363 amino acids. The record is from RefSeq and is a predicted model, not a curated record. NCBI's taxonomy places the organism in Eukaryota, Metazoa, Arthropoda, Insecta, Hymenoptera, Formicidae.
ACUCCUUACAUUAUAACUAAAUAUGUACGAGACUGAAGUUUAACGGCGUCUGCUAAUGCUUAUUUCACUGCGCAUGUGCGUCACCUAACUUUGCGAGGGACAGCCACAGUAAACAAAAGAUCUGGAGGCCUCACUCGGGCGGGUCGGCUCCCAGGGAACUAGUAACUGCUGAUCGAUGAUCUAUCGCUAAUCAGUUAUCCAUCGACAAAGUAAAACAAAAACGGUCUUCAUACUCAGACACGUCUUAACAUGAUUUCUGAGUAAUCGAUAAGAAGAUUUCUUUAUGAGUAAAAGGGAUUAAAUGAUUAGAAGGAAAAGAUGCCACAGAUAAAUAUCCCUAUGCCAGUAGAUAAAAUAAGAAAUGAUACACAGUUUCAAAAGAUUGUCCUGAAUAUCAACAUAAAGAAGUCCAAGGUUUUGUUAAAAUGUUUUUGGAACUUCCUUUUUCUUUCAUUAAUCAUAUCGAUGAUAGUAACGACGUUACUAAUUCAUCAACUACAAGCACAGAUGAAUUUCCUCAUAUCAAUGUAUCAAGACAGCAAUGAGAAUAAUCGUGUUAAUUCGUCAAAUUCAUCAGUAAAUUAUAACGAUCCUGUUAGACCAGUUAUAUCUUCUACUCUUGAAUUUUCUAAUCAAAUGGAAGUCAGGAAUGAUAAAAAUUCCCGCAUCACUAGGUUAAAGCCUUAUAAUCAGCAAAAUUUUCUACGCUCCGAAACGCAAUAUAACACGACAUUGGAAGAUAAAACAAGUCAUGAUCACAAAUUAAUCUCACAGAGUGAAUUGCGAAUGAGAAGAAUGCGAAGGGAUCACAAAGAAAGUGAAAAAGGACAAAACAAGAUAGAAAAUAAAAGACAACAUAUCAAGGACAAAGAUGAAAAACGACGACAGAGCAAGAAAAAGAAACGGCAACAAAAACGCCAACAGAACAGAAGAGGACGCAAACACAAGCGAUCAAGACCGUUAAUGGCUACGUUCAUUGGUCAAGUACCUGAAAGUGUAAAUGCAGUUAUUGGACGUUGGAUGAAAAGCAAUGCAAAUCAUCAAUAUGAUUUCACAGAGUUUCAUUUGGUGAAUAAUAAUAUGGAAAUCGAAAUUGGCAUAAGUGGUUUAUAUAUAAUCUCUGUACAGAUAUUUUAUGUUUCAAAUGCAACAAAUUCCUAUUGGCUGUUGUUAAAUUCUAAGGGUGCAUCGACAACACGAAAGUUGAUUACAUGUGCUACCGCUCCUUCAGAUAUGGAAGUAUCAUGUUAUACGAGUUUAAUUAUAUAUUUACAAGAACGUGAUAGAUUGUCUCUGCAGCAGGUGCAGAAAGAAAGAUUGAUCAAAUUGAAAGAGGGAUAUAGUCAAAUACAAAUUAUGCUGCUUGACAAUGAUAGAAGGCAUACAAUGGUAGAAGACGUACAAACCUGAAGUUCAUGCGAAAUUAUAAAAUAGAUAGGCUAACUCUCUUUCUCUUUCUCUCUCUCCGGUAUUUAUAUGCCACGUGAGAAUCUAUGAGGGUAACUUUAGUAUAUCCCUUACAAAAAAAAUCACUGGCUAGAUAUUAUAAUGUAUGUGGUUGUAAUUCCGCUGUAAUUCCGCUCGAAAUUAUUAUAUAUGACACAUCACAUACAUGUUAGUUACUGCAAUACUGCAAAUACUACAGGUAACAAAUUUUUAUAGUAUUUUGCAGUAGAAUUUUACAUCAUGUCAAAAAACAAACACUAACGAGAAGACUGCGUCUUAUUGGCGUGCUGACAAGCGUAUUGCAAGCUAAAAAGUACUGAUUCAGAUGAAAAUGCUGUAAUUUUUUAAAAUGUAAAAAGUACAAUGUGAUUUCUUUUGUUAACUCGUUUUUUCAUAAAUUAAGUGAACAAAUUGAAUUGUAUAACAUGUUGUGAGAAUUUUUAUUUUAUUUGUAUUUUUAUAUAAAAAGAAUUUUUUCCUAAAAAAUUUGUUUCCUAGAAGAAUAUAUGUAUAAAUCACAUGUAUUUCGUUUUAGAAAUCGACUAUUGUAUAGAUGUGAUGUUAGUAUUACUAUUCAGUAAACAUCAAUGGUAACGUAACGUCAUUAUUAUAAUUUCCUACUCAAUAAAACGUAAUUAUUAUUUCUUACUCAAUAAAAUAUGAUUACGUACAUGAAUUACAUAGACCUUUGAAAUUGAGACUCAUAAAUACUUUGUUCACAAUUUUAAUUGUUUUUAAUGUAUUAUUUUUUGCUGAAUACAAAUUCGUUAUCCAAAUUUGGUUACCGCGUCAAGAUUUUCAGAAACAUGGCAUCAAAAUACUUAAUUGUUUAUGGCCACUUUGACAUGGUUAUUCUCAAAACCACACGAUAACUCUUGUCAUGAUAAUUUUUGCUGAAUACGAAUUCGUUAUCCAAAUUUGGUUACCGCGUCAAGAUUUUAAGAAACAUGGCAUCAAAAUACUUAAUUGUUUAUGGCCACUUUGACAUGGUUAUUCUCAAAACCACGUGAUAACUCCUGCCAUGAACUUUUUUGCGUAUUUAAGUAAUAUAUAUGUAUUGAUUAGAGUAUUAUACUCUAAAUAAUAUAAAAUAACAAUUUUAACAAUUAUUGUGAAUUUAAUUAUAAUAUUGAUGUUAUAGGGGAGACUGGGGCUAUUCGUAAAACCUUUUUUUUCUUUUGCGUCUCGUGAGUUUUAUAUUCAUUAAAAAAAAGACAUGAGACGGUUUGAAAAGUUGAACCUUAUUCCCCUUCCUCUUCCUCUUCACAAAUGGAAAUGUACUUGCUUUGAAGUACAUAUAAAAAUGUCGACCAAUGCCAAGUAUUUCGAAUAGCCUCAAACCCGGGGUAAUUCGAAAAUAGUCCGGGAAUAUUCUGAAAUUUGUGUUUUAAAAUAAAAAAAUGUAAAAAAGCUGUUGUGAAGACUUUUUUUAUUAAGAAAAGGAAUAUAUAGUGUUAUAAAGAAAUGUUACAUACAAAAAAAAAAAAAAAGUACAAACACACAAUAGAGAAAUUUAUUGCUUUAACGUUUUCGAAACAAGUCAGAGACUAUUCGUAUUUUGUGUAAUUACAUUUGUUAAGUAUUAAAUUGUGUAUUUUGGAACAUAGAACGCGAAUAUGAAAGAAAAAAAUCGUCCGAAUCGAUUCGACGUUUGGUUUUUCGAAUAGCCCCGACGUCAACUGUGCGCAUUAUUACGUAUGAUCUACAAAAAUAGACAUCACACAGCAAAAAGUAAACACGAAAUGUUUCAAAUACAUUCAACU